GCCAGGGCGUUCCCGCGGCCGGCCACGUACGGCUCCUCGAUCUACCACGUGUCGCCGCCCAUCGCCUCCAGCCACCAGUCCGUGACGCUGAGUGAGGAACGUGUGGUGCACUCGGUGGACCACGCCCUGGAGCGGUCGCACGACCAGGACCACGAGCACGAGCCGCCGUCGCCCUACAAGUUCGAGUACAAGGUGCACGACCAGAAAAACAGCAACUACCACGAGCGCGCCGAGUCCAGCGACGGCAAGGUGGUGCGCGGGUUCUACAGCCUGCUGGAGCCGCACGGCGAGGUCCGCGUCGUCAAGUACCGCGCCGACCACGGCGGCUUCAAGUCCGAGGUCUCCCGGCACGGCAGCAGCCACGGCAACACGCACGGCGGCGGCCUCGGCGCCACCAUCGGCAGCGGCCCGUCGCACGACCUCGGCAGCCACGGCCUCGGCGUCAGCGCCUCGGCGCCAGUGCCCGCGCCGGUCCACGUGCACAUCCCCGCCCACACCAAGACGUCCAUCCCCAUCCACGAGGACAACGACGAGGGCGGCAACCAGUGGGCCGCCAUCGAGGACCCCAAGAAGGGCGGCAUCAGGACUCAUGGCCUCGAGGAGAUCCCCGCGCCGUCGAAAGAGGCGCUGGGCAAGCCCCGCCUGCCGGAACAGAUCCUGCUGCAGCAGCACAAGAAAAAGCCCACCUUCCAGCCGUCCAAACCGUCGCACCACCACAAGUACCUCAAGAGGCCGCCGCCGUCCCUCCACCACGGGCCGCGGCCGGGGCCGCCCGGCGGUCCGAGGCCUCUGGGCCCGCCGCACUUCCACCACCGCGGCCCCAAGCGGGGACCCCAGGUGGGGCCCCGGCCCCGCAACGCCGUCGCCGGGCCGCCGCCCCUGGGGCCGCCACCGGGGCUCGGCACCGCCCCCUCGCCGCAGCUGCCACAGCGGAGGGAGGCGCGGCCGCCGCCAACCCCCUGCAAGUGCAGCGAGCAGCCCCCGGGCCACGCGGCGGGCCACCCU
Molecule: messenger RNA, 1005 nt
Organism: Thrips palmi
Lineage: Eukaryota; Metazoa; Arthropoda; Insecta; Thysanoptera; Thripidae
Product: proline-rich protein HaeIII subfamily 1-like
Exons: 4
Cellular component (GO): extracellular matrix
Source: RefSeq, a predicted model, not a curated record